AUGAUUGGGCAUCACGUGAUACGUCCAUCUUCAGAAUGCAAGCUAGAUGUACCGAAUGUGCCAAACUUCAUCAAGAUUGGUGCAGUGACUGAGCCGAACAGAGAAAUUGAAGUCGCUAAGAUUAUUAAAUCUAUCAAGAGUAAUGCUACGGGAGUGGAUGGCAUCUCUUUGGAUAUGAUUCUGUUAACGCUGCCAUCCACACUAGACGACAUCCAAUUGUAUAUCUCUUUUAAACCAGGUCUUCACAGUGAAGCAAUUAAUAAAUUAAAUAUUGAUCUCACCAGUAUAGCAGAUUGGGCUCAUAUGAACCAGUUAGUCCUAAAUCCUACCAAAUCCAAAUAUAUGUUGCUUGGAUCACGCCAAGCAAUAGCAAAAGUAUCGCCCAACGAUUAUGCAGUACGUGUUAAAAAUGAAACAUUACAGUACACUAAUGAGGCCAGAAAUCUGGGAGUACUAAUGGAUAGUGAACUUCGUUUUGAGAACCACAUCCUUGAAAAUGCGCGCAGCUGCUUCUACAGCGGCGUCACAAAACAAGGCGUGUCUAGAUUCCUAACUCGAAGGCUGCAUCCGGGCAGCAGGGAUCAAGUUACGGCGGGAGCGUGCGAAUGUCAAGGAACCCUAUCCGCGCUGCGUCACUCAGUCGCUGCCGACAUGUCUGCGUGCGCGCUCGUCCGCGUCAGCCGCCGCGCGCUUGCGUCUACCGCACUCGUCGCCGUCGCCGCCUCUUCUUUACUCGCAGUUGCAAGUGGACACGAUAUCACGUGCAAUAAGGACGGGCUCUACGCCGACUUCGAUACGGAGUGCCAGGAAUAUGUGCGCUGCUCGGCCGGCGUAGCAAAGGGACGCUACGCGUGUCCCGCGGGACGCGUGUUCAGUGAUGUAGCAGGAGCAUGCGUCCCGCGCCGCGGUCAGCCCUGUGCCCGUCGCGUAUGCGCCGCUGGUGAUACGUUGGCCUAUGCUACACCUGGGACUGCGUGCCGACACUACUACCGCUGCGAUAACGGCACGGCCGUCGACCACGCUUGCCCGUCGGGAUCCUGGUUCGACCUAGCUAGGCAAGCGUGCUCCCGAGGUGCCGGAACCUGCUAUGAGCCAGUGUGUGCAGGACUCCCAGAUGGGAAAUAUCCGGACUCUUCGCAUGAAUGCCGACGUACUCUGCAGUGCCGCGGAUCAGAAUUACGUGCGGUAACGACGUGUGGCGGGGCGUGCGUGAGCACCUGCCCACCGCCACGCUCCGCCGCUGUGCCUCUGCCAGCUGGAGAUGCUGACUUCUGCUCAGACGAAGCGUGCUCCUCAUUGUGCCAACACGCACCAGACGGUGCAUACGCAGACCGUUCCACCGGCUGCCGGGAAUACUUCGUCUGUGAAUCACAUCGCGUUAUCCGACGGGGCGUGUGCGAUCCUGCUCUGCUGUUUUCGGGAAGUGGUUGCGAGCCGGCUGCGGGGACUUACUGCCCGCCUCCUGCGCGAAGUCCCUGCUUCAACCGACAAGACGGACUCUAUAGAGACUGGCGCGACUGCUCGACGUGGUUCGAAUGUCGUCGGGAAAGAGUGACAGCACGAGGCGUGUGCGAGUUAGGUUUCGUGUUCGAUGGCGUCGGAUGUGUUCCUAGAAAGUCCUACUACUGCGAAGGUCCCGAUCCGUCCGCAGAAUGCGAGGGUAUGCCGAGCGGAACUUAUCAGGACCUCGAUUCGAAUUGCACACGGUAUUUCCAUUGCGAGGGCACUUUACGCACGAGUCUGGCGUGCCCGGUCGGACAGGUGUUCGACGGUACGAGAUGUACGCCGACUUUUCAAUAUCUAUGCCCCAGUUUGGAGCGGGACUCGUGCUACGGGCGAAAAGAUGGACGCUAUCGAGCUACAGAUGCUGGUUGUCGCGGUUUUUACUCGUGCAUCGAUGGAAAGAAAGCAGUGUACGCGUGUCCCGCGGGCCGGGUGUUCGACGGCGAGAUGUGCGUCUUAACGCAUCCCGCCGUGUGUCCUCGCGAUGACUACACCUGCUCGGGAUUAUCUGACGGUUAUCACGCAGAGCUGAAGUCAAAUUGCCACAGGUACUUUUACUGCGAGGGCGGCGACAAACUGGCAACGCUUUCCUGCCUCGCGGGCAAAAUAUUCGACGGCCAUGCAUGCGUGGAACCUAUGCAUCACAUAUGCGGUGCUCCCAGACGUAACAGCAUAGAACACGGCGGGAGGUACUGUGAGAGAGACGGUUUUUACGUGCAACUGGGAACCGAGUGCAGACAUUACUACUUCUGUGUGUCCGGUGUUCGAACAUUCCUGACCUGUCCCGCGGAACAGGUGUUCAACGGCCAAGUGUGCGUGCAUAAAGAACAGUACACAUGUCCGGGCUGAGUCCGAGAUAACGGACGCUGACUAACGCUAAAGCCGGUUGAACUGGCAUAUGCUGCAUGAUUCAUUGACCGAGGCCACUGAGGACUGUGGAGACACGAUGUACCUGACUGUAAAGGCUGACCAUGGCAACAUGUCAUUGGCAUUUGUAUAACUUGUUUUUUUAAUGAACGUGAAAUAGUUUUUAACGAAUUUCCGAUGUGGAAUAUGCUAUGUGAGCAAAUGUGUUAACAGGGACCGAAUUAGGAAAAUCUAUCCUUUCAAUUCCGUUACUUUUUUUUUUUGGUCAUUAGGCAUCAGUCAUCAAUUUUCAUAUUUUAUAAC
Pararge aegeria (speckled wood butterfly) is the source of this 2673-nucleotide messenger RNA. RefSeq lists its product as uncharacterized. The transcript has 7 exons. NCBI's taxonomy places the organism in Eukaryota, Metazoa, Arthropoda, Insecta, Lepidoptera, Nymphalidae. Gene Ontology annotation, molecular function: chitin binding. Gene Ontology annotation, cellular component: extracellular region. The record is from RefSeq and is a predicted model, not a curated record. Bases 1 to 2352 code for a protein of 783 amino acids.